UCUUUUUCAUCAGCAUUAAUUCUAACGACUAGCAACUAAAUUAACCAAUCAAAGUUGGGGCUCGAGGGAAACGGAAACUCUAUAUUCAUCUCGGUAGAAGCAAAGCAACGCGUUUGAAAAGCAAUACACAAUGUGUAUCUCACUGCUGAGCAAUACUCAAAUUCCUGCUACGUUACCCGCACACAUUCAAGUUGAAAAGAAAAUGGCACAAAGGCUUGGGAGAUUCAGAAGCUACACAUCUCAACCUUCAAAAGCAUAUUUUUCAGGACCAAAGCAAGGAAAUGCAUACAAAGCACUUUUGCUGGAUGCUGGAGGGACACUUUUGCAAAUGGUGCAGCCUGUUGAAGAGACGUAUGCAAUAGUUGGAUCAAAACAUGGGGUAAAGGCAUCUCCUAGUGAAAUAAAAAAAGGUUUCAAAAAGGCAUUUGCUGAACCAUGGCCAGAACGACUACGCUACCAGGGAGAUGGAAGACCAUUUUGGAGACAUAUAGUUGCACAGGCAACAGGCUGUGCAAGUAAUGAUUAUUUUGAAGAACUAUACAAACAUUUCUCACAGGGUGAUGCAUGGAAGCUUCCAGUUGGAGCAUAUGAAGUUCUCAGCCAUUUGAGAGAUGCUGGAGUAAAACUGGCUGUUGUCUCAAACUUUGACACACGCUUGAGGCCUAUAUUAGAGGAUAUGGAUGUUGCUAAACUGUUCAAUGCAAUCAUCAUAUCUUCAGAAGUUGGCUUUGAAAAACCUGCACCACAAAUAUUUCAAGUUGCUCUAGAUCAGCUUAAUGUGGCUGCGAGUAAAACAGUACACAUCGGAGAUGAUCAACAGGCAGAUAAAAUUGGUGCUGGUGCUCUUGGAAUUGAUUCUUGGUUAUGGGGUAAGGAUGUGCACACAUUUAAAGAGAUUUUGCAUCGCAUUCUUGGCUCAGAUGUAAAUUGAUGGCAGAGGAUUUAGCAAGACUGUAAAUGGAAUUGCCAUUAUUUACUGCUUUUCGUUUUUUUGUUGCUUCAAUCUGCGGUAUGUGAUUUAUCUUUGAAUUUCAUCAAUCAAUAUUUUUGGAUAAACUUAGUAAUGGAUAUCUUUCAGUUCUUGGUUCUUAGUCAAGGCUCUGUAUUGUAGAUAAAACAACUUUGUUAAUAAAAAAUCCUCCAUCAAAAACAAUAUUGUUGUGAGGUCCUUCUGAUUUUAUGGAAGUAACUAUAUUGAUUAAGAUAUUACCAUUCUAUAUAGAGGGCAAAUCAUUGUAUGUUUCAGGAAUCGAAUAAAUAUUCAGUUUGAAAGUAUUCUUACAAAAAAUGGUCUGAAAUUAUGAAAAAAAGAACAGAAUACUUUUCAUCUUCAGGUAUUUUUUCAUUUUCAGGCAUGGUUCUUAUCCAUUCAUAUACUUUCACAUUUUGAACUUUCUUUUAGAAAGAGCUUAAAGUGCCAACACCCAUAGCAAACCGACUGUUUAUGUCAGAUGUUUCUCAUAUUCCUGUAAAGGAAUACCAUCAAAAUUUCCAAAAGUAAUCAAUGAAUUAUGGCAUUUUUUUUUGUUGAA
Molecule: messenger RNA, 1532 nt
Organism: Cryptomeria japonica (Japanese cedar)
Lineage: Eukaryota; Viridiplantae; Streptophyta; Pinopsida; Cupressales; Cupressaceae
Exons: 9
Coding region: 131-931 (266 amino acids)
Source: RefSeq, a predicted model, not a curated record